Messenger RNA from Oldenlandia corymbosa var. corymbosa, 2493 nucleotides. The record is from the annotation of a GenBank genome assembly. NCBI's taxonomy places the organism in Eukaryota, Viridiplantae, Streptophyta, Magnoliopsida, Gentianales, Rubiaceae.
AUGUAUUCGUCCUCUUUGUCAUCUCGUCGGACGAUCAAUCACGCCGUGAAGGACGUCCCGUCUGUAUCUCGCCGGAAAAGGGUGGCGGUGCCGCCCAAACUCAAGUUCCUAGUCAGCUACAAUGGCACAUUCUGCCGCCGGCCGCCGUCCCAUAAGUUACGGUACACCGGAGGGGAGACCCGGAUUAUAUCCGUGGACCGUGGUAUCAGCUUCGCGAAACUCAAGUCUAAGAUAGCUACUGAAUUGGUUCGUCCGAACGCUGUCGUUUCGGGUUUCCGGUUUUCUCUGAAGUAUCUUAUCUCUGAGUCUUUUUGUGGGGGUGAUGAGCCGGUGCUUAUUUCGUUAGAAGCAGACGACGACGUUCGGACCAUGGUGGAGGAGUAUGAUCAGGCGAUGAAAUUCAGCAGUCUGAAGAGACUCUGGGUUUUUGUUUGUGAUGGUAAAAACGCUGUUGAUGAUUGUGGGUUUAUGGGUACGAAGCUUGGGAAUUUGAAAAUUGGGAGCCAAGGGUUUUACGAGGGUAAGAAAGGGUUUGCGGGAAUUCAGGGGAAUCAGAGAUUGCGUUCUGUUCAAGGGUUUCCGAGUGAAGAUCCAUCGGCCCUUAUCGGAAAAGAUGAUGAUGAUAAAUCGAAUUCCCACCGGAGUAAGAAAUGUUGUGACCAUUCUUUGAGGAAGGCGGUGUUGAAGCAGCAAUUGCUGGCCAAUAAAUUCGCCGAUAUUCGGAUUUUCCAUGGGCUUGAUGAACAGAGCGAGAUCGAAUUGACUGGUGAGAACGGUGAUUGUGAAGCUCCACUUAUCGAUCUUUGCUCGGAGCCUGAAGGCCCCUCGAGUUUCGACUCCAAAUUUCUGAAUACCGGGCAGGACUUGGGUAUGAAAGUGACAGAGUACAGAUAUAAGAAUUCCCUUGGUUCUGAGAAAGUUUCCUCUGUCAAGCAUUCUGAUACACUGCCAUUGAAUCCGAAAGAUGGGUAUCUUAAGACGGGAUUUUCAUUAGUUCAAGGUGGUUUCCGCAAGGACCAAAGCCAUAAAUCAAUUUCAAGGGAAGCAAGAAGCCAGAGAACCUGUCCUUAUGACAUUAAGGUAGGUAAACUGUAUCCCCGGAAUACAACUAUGGCGAAGCCAGGCCCUGUCUUGAGGCCUUUGAAAAGGGCAGAUAUCGGCAAAGGUUACAGAGCUGAUGCUUGUGUAAAUACCAGUUCAAAGUCAGUGGGAAUUCAGACAGAACCCUUAACUGGUGAUCCAGGUCUUGAUGAGCUUCCCAGUGUUAAUACUCUUGGCGAUGAUCAGCCUGCUUCUCAGUAUAAUCUUUCCACGGAAAUGACUGGCAAGUUGCAAAUUCUAGAUCUUCCUUGUCCCAUAAUCGACGAAACCGGAAUGCCCCCAAUGCCGCAGUCAAAUGCAUUGGAUUUGAUGGAAGAAGAACAUUUGGUUGAAAAAUCGAAUGAUGUCUCUUCUCCAGGUUCGAAGAAUGCUGCAAAAUUGGAAAAAGAUGAUGAAGAAAAACACAAAAUACAGCUUGAUUCUGCUAUCAAUUUGAGCAUUCAAGAUAAGGGUAACAAAACGAAUGAGUGCUUAAAGGCUAAUGGUGCAUUGCCCGCUUUUGUAUACUCUGAAUUAGCUACUAGUGAGCUUCAAAAUAUCAGAAGUUCUGACCUUGAAUUCAUCAAGAAACUGGGAUCAGGAACAUAUGGAACUGUGUAUCAUGGGAAAUGGAAGGGCUCUGAUGUUGCAAUCAAACGAAUCAAACCCAGCGGCUUUGCUGAUGGUACAAAAGAGGAGGACCGACUGGUAGCAGCCUUCUGGAAGGAAGCUCGCAUUUUAGGCCAGCUUCGGCAUCCAAAUAUUGUGGCGAUCUAUGGUGUAGCUUCUGAUGGUCCCCUUAACUGUUUGGCAGCUGUGACAGAGUACAUGGUUAAUGGCUCACUCAAGCAAGUUCUCCAUAGAAAAGAUAGGACAAUAGAUCGUAGGAAAAGACUGAUUAUAGCAAUGGAUGCCACUUGUGGCAUGGAAUAUUUGCACGAAAAGAAGAUAGUGCAUUUUGAUUUAAAGUCUCACAACUUUCUCAUGAACAUGAGGGAUCCUCAUCGACCAGUUUGCAAGAUUGGUGAUCUUGGCUUGUCAAAAGUCAAGCAGAGGACGCUUGUAACUGGUGGCAUACGAGGAACUCUUCCAUGGAUGGCUCCAGAACUACUUAAUGGAAACAAUAGAGUGUCAGAAAAGGUUGAUGUAUACUCAUUUGGGAUUGUCAUGUGGGAACUCUUGACUGGGGAAGAGCCUUACCAAAACAUGCGAUCUGAGGAGAUAAUUGCUGGCAUUAUCAGAGGAGACUUGCGACCUGAGAUUCCAAGUUGGUGUGAUCCGGCAUGGAGGUCACUGAUGGAGAGGUGCUGGUCGACUGAUCCGAAAUCAAGGCCACCUUUCUCAGAGAUAGCAAAGGAGCUGCGGAAAAUGGCUGCUUCCAUGAAACAUCAAGUAACAGAAACAGUCGUAUAG